Messenger RNA from Hypoxylon trugodes, 2102 nucleotides. RefSeq lists its product as uncharacterized. The transcript has 4 exons. NCBI's taxonomy places the organism in Eukaryota, Fungi, Ascomycota, Sordariomycetes, Xylariales, Hypoxylaceae. Bases 546 to 1892 code for a protein of 448 amino acids. The record is from RefSeq and is a predicted model, not a curated record.
UGGGGGAACGACGGCGAAGUAACAACCAUAGUUAGUGGAAAUGCGGGGCAAAGAGAAACGCCAGUAUGGGCGCGAUCGAACCAGUAUGAUGUGGUUACACACAGAGAUGAGAAUUCUGAAGUAGGUGUGUAUCACAAGCUUCCCUAUAGCAGUAAUGCUAACACAUUGGCACGCUCACAAGAAACCUCGAAAUAAAAUACGAGUUCCGGGCUCAUAUCUAAGUAUAUAUCUGCAUGGAUUGCUUUCAAGACACGUCCUACAGAGAGACUAAGAUGUAAAUGCAGCGUCACAUUCUAUAAAACCUCUGCAAAUUCAUAAUCACAAUUCAGAGAGGUCGCCGAAUAAAGAUGUACUACUUACGUGUGUCCAGAAGAAUCUUGGGUAUGUCGAAAAGGAGUCCAUAACAGCUCUGAAUGAAAAGAAGAAAAGAACGAAUGACUGGUUACUCAGUUCUAUACCUCGUGACUCGUGGAAAUCAAUUGGAGCUUCAUGGAUUGAGGAACGACUUAUUCGGGGGCCUCUAGUGGGGGGCGAAAUCUCUUCUAAUGGAUCCAAAGAGCAGUCUGAGCCCUCAUUUAGCAGCAAUCCGGCCGCCCUCGAACGCUUCGGAGCGAAAUAUUCCAAUAGUAAGUCCACCCCAGAAGUCAAAAGCGAUGUUGAGGUAUUACGGAAUCUCGACGCUGGGCAAAGAAAGGCCGACUCUCGAGAUACACCAUUUAAACAGAAACUUGGGUGUUGUGAAUGCGGCACCAGCGCAGCAAGGUCAAAGACCCGGGUCGUCUUGGCGAACACAGAAUGGCGGGGUGUCUUCUACCAAGGGCAGAAAGAGUGUGACGGGACCGGAUGACCCCAGAGACAAACCCGAAGAAGACAGCAACGAUGAUAACGACGACGACGACGACGACGAAAACGGACCCCGCCGACCACGAGUGAAGAACAAGGACCCCAAAGACGUCGAUUCGCGAUUCUUGGCUUGUCCGUAUUUUAAGCAUAACCCUAGAAAAUAUAUUGGCAGAGAAUGGAGGGGGUGUUGUGGACCCGGUUGGACGACAGUUCAUCGCAUGAAAGAGCAUAUUUAUCGGCGCCAUCGCCAAUCAAAAUUCAGGUGCGAGCGUUGCGGCGAACCAUUUGAAGAGAAAAGAACCCUAGCCGAUCACGUUAGAGCGAUCCGGCCUUGCGCGCUGCGAGAAGUGAGCCCUAUUGACGGCCUUGAUUCAGAGCAGGAGGCAAAGCUCAAAUCUCGAAAACGAACAGCGACUCCUUUAUCCGAAAACGAAAAGUGGAAGCAGACAUACCUAAUAUUGUUUCCUCAUGUACCCGAUAUUCAGGUUCCAUCCCCUUUCUAUGACUACGGAGAUGUACCUUCUAUAGGUAUUCAUGACUAUGAGGAAUAUUUUCAUUAUGAAAUGCAAGGCGAUCUAAAAACUACGUUAGAACAGGAAGUAGAAGCCAAUCUAAAUAUUGUGGAAGACGAGCCCAAACGAAGAGUGGUCCAAUGGUUCACACAGACGCAUCUCAGACUUCUAGAUGACUUCCGAAAAUCAAGAGAAUUAGAUACAACACCAUCGGCAAUGCCAUCUGACCGCGGGCCUUCCAAUACCGAUGAAGUGUAUCUCGAAGCACCCCGGGGAGCUUUCGGGUCCUCACAUACCUCUCUUGAUAACCUAACUACAACCAUCGAGCAACCAUUUACGUUUGGUAUUAACGAUGAUGAGCUCCCUGCUGGACCGCCAAUAUCCCAAUAUGAUUUUGAUUUUGAUUUCCGUUCGAUGCCCUCUCAACUAAUGGUCGAGCUGUCUUCAGAUGGACAAAUAGGCCGACCUUCCGACUCGGGAUACGGAUCAGGAAGUAUUCAAGGAAGCAAAACCUUCUCUCCGGAGAGUAACCAAUGAAAGAAUAGCAGUAUUCAAUGUCUUUCUGUGGUUUCGAGGAACUAAGACGCUGUCAAGUAUAUAGAGGGCGCUAGAUGCUUUCACAGAACUACAAAAUGACGGCUUGGUAUCUCAAUGUCAGAAUGUAGACUUCACACACCAUAUUAUCACAUAAGAAAGACAAUAAUCAAGUUGCAAUUCACCGGAAGGAAUGACAAUUUGGAAGCGAAU